Messenger RNA from Triticum urartu, 641 nucleotides. RefSeq lists its product as uncharacterized. The record is from RefSeq and is a predicted model, not a curated record. Lineage: Eukaryota; Viridiplantae; Streptophyta; Magnoliopsida; Poales; Poaceae. Gene Ontology annotation, molecular function: zinc ion binding.
UUGUUCUUCUUCUCCGGCGACGACGCGCAGCAACGCCGUUCCGGGCCGCGACCUAGCAAUGUCGAGCUUCGCUUCAGCCUCCCGCCGCUCAUGGCCGCGCUAUGGCGCAGUGCCCAUGACAAGGUGCCCUGCAUGCCCACGUACCGCACCCCUGAAGCGGCUACUCACAACGACCGAUAAGAAUGGCAACCUUGGGCGGGAAUUCGUAAAAUGCGAGAGCAAACCAGAGCAGAGAAAGAAAUUGAAGCAAUGCACCCAUUUUGAGUGGCUAGAUGAGUACAUAGAGCGGAUUCAAUUGGAGGGUGCAUCAGGGGAGCUCGAUUUACCGUUGGAGGUGGAGAAGUUGGGCAAGUUUGGAUCGGGUGCGUCUGGAUCUGGGGCCCCUGGAUCUGCCCAUUCCAUUGGGGCUACUGUGGGGGAUGUAGGAGUGACGGCAGAGCUGAAGAAGCUGAACAAGCAGAUGAAGAAACUCAUCGAAUUGCAGAAGCAGGGCAAUUUGAUGGGGCUGAUGGCCGGACUUUUUUAUGUUUGUGUAAUUGCUCUCGCAUUUGUUUAUGUGAUGAUAAUUAGUCGUAAGUGAAUAGAUUGGGCAUCAUUUGUAGUCGUAAUGAUAUGUAUAUUUGAAUAAAAGUGUUGCGCUG